Molecule: messenger RNA, 3265 nt
Organism: Phasianus colchicus (ring-necked pheasant)
Lineage: Eukaryota; Metazoa; Chordata; Aves; Galliformes; Phasianidae
Gene: XBP1
Product: X-box binding protein 1
Biological process (GO): regulation of DNA-templated transcription
Cellular component (GO): nucleus
Molecular function (GO): RNA polymerase II transcription regulatory region sequence-specific DNA binding; DNA-binding transcription factor activity, RNA polymerase II-specific
Source: RefSeq, a predicted model, not a curated record
AAUCAGGAAGAGCCACGACCGUAGAAAUGCGGGCGGGGCGGCCGUGCCGGCGCAGCGCCGCUCGAUCUGUGCCGGCGGAGCGGUGAUGGCGGCGUUGCGCGGAGCCCCGCAGCUGCUCCUUUUCCCCGGCGACGCGGCCGAGUCCGCCGCCGGCCGCCGCCUAUCCGUCGUGCUGCCCGCGGGGGCGGCUCCCGGCUCCAUGGAGGCUCCGCCGCCGGCCCGCAAGCGGCAGCGCCUCACCCAUCUGAGCCCCGAGGAGAAGGCGCUGCGCAGGAAACUGAAGAACCGCGUGGCGGCUCAGAGCGCCCGGGACAGGAAGAAGGCGCGGAUGACGGAGCUGGAGCAGCAGGUGGUGGAGCUGGAGGAGGAGAACCAACGGCUGCUGAGGGAGAACCAACGGCUGCGGGAGCAGACGGGCAGCCUCUCCUUGGAGAACCAGGAGCUCCGCUGCCGCCUGGGCUUGGACGCUUUGAAGACAGAGCCGGAGUUCGAGCCGACGGUUGUGAAGGAAUCCCAGGUGGAUGACAUCGGGUUGGUGACCGGGUCCGCUGAGCGCAGCACUCAGACUACGUGUUCCUCUGCAGCAGGUGCAGGCCCAGCUGUCACCACUUCUGACAACCUCCACAUGGAUUCUGAUGGCAGUGACUCUUCAGAUUCUGAGUCUGAUCUCCUGUUCGGAUUACUGGACAUUCUGGACCCAGAAAUGUUUCUCAAAUGUGCUGAUUCAGAAUCAUCCAGCCUGGAAAAGCUGGAGGAAGAGAUGUGUGGAGAAACAAAUUCCAUACCAACCUCCCCCUCUCCCUCUCUGGGGUCCCCAUCAGCUAAGCUGGAGGCCAUUAAUGAACUCAUAAGGUUUGAUCAUGUGUACACAAAACCCUUAAUACUGGAGUUCCCGGUUAAAAUGGGCAAUGAAACCAAUAUGCUUGUGAAAAUUGAGGAGGUGUCUCUCUCUCCGUCUGAAGACAAAGCUAUUGCUGAGGUCCCAGUAUCUGUGAAAGAGGAACCUGUAGACAGCUUAAUGCCUGAGCUGGGUAUCUCUCAUCUGCUUCCCUCUCAUCAUAGCUUUGCAGCCUCAAGCUAUCUGCUGGAUGCUGGUAGUGACUCUGGAUAUGAAGGAUCCCUGUCACCUUUCAGUGACAUGCCCUCUCCUCUUGACACUGACCACACUUGGGAGGAUAGCUUUGCCAAUGAACUCUUUCCUCAACUGAUCAGUGUCUAACUCGGUAGUGUUAAUUGUCCCUGGUUAUCUUCUGGCAGGGUAACAGGAUAUGCCCUUCUGGGGGGUGGAGAGGGGUAGAAUUGAUUGUAUUCAGAAAAGCGUUGCUUGUUUCUUCCUAUGAAUGCUGGUAGAUGUAGUGAUGGCCAUUCAUUUCUACUGGUAAGGAAAAAAAAAUAGUGUUUUUGUCUCCUGCUGCUCCUAUUCAGUGUUCUCUUAGGAGAAAAACUUAAUUUCUCAGUAACUUGGCAACUUGGAAUGAACCUGAAAAUCAAAGUACUCUUAACACCAGAAGCGUUACUGGGACAUCCAUGUUUAGACAGCUGGGUUAAAACUAAAUGGUCUGUACAUUUUACAGAUUUACUGUGUAAAUGCUUGUUUUCUGUUGGCUAUGUAGAAUUGCUUUCUCCAUUUUAUUUAACUGUAUUGGUGCAAUUAAAGUGCAGUGCAGCUCAUUUCUUGCCUUGUAUGUCAGUAGAGGGGGGGGAGGGACUUUCUAGGCCUCUGGAAGCUUUGAACUCUGUAGGUGUUUCUGGAGAGUGGGGUCUUUCUGCACUUUUGUACCUGAAGCUAGCAUAGGUGCCUGUACCUGCUCCUCUGAUCUUUGGAGGGCUGGACCUGUGCUGACCAGUGCAGUUGCAGCACUGUGAGUGAAUAUGCAUGGGAUGAACUACAAAGGUCAUGUAAAAUGAAGUAAAUGGGAUAAUGCUCAGUACUUGCUGUUGAAAACAGCUUUAACUCUCUUACUGCACAGCUCCCCAGGUGUGAUUAAUCAAAGUAGCAGCAACACUGCCACCCAGUGACAUGGAUAUAGAUUACCUGUUUUCAGGAGCUUAUUAUUUCCACUUACUUCAGAGAUCAAAACACAUCAAAUGUUAGGUCUUUAACAACCUGGUGUCCAUUGAUCACAUUUGGAAAUGGCCAGUUUAAAUUUACACCCGAAACUUGUUAAAACAGGGCAGACAAAAGUGGAGUUCUACUUAUGCCAUCUUGUUCCCUCUUUUCAUCUUCACAGCUGGAGAUGCUUCAAGGCAUGGCUUAUCAAGGCUUACUGUCAGUGUGGGUUCUGCUACAGGCUGGUGGUAUUUACUGGGCUCGCUCCCCAGAAAGCACACAUCUCAUGUUAGGUAUGUUGAAGCUUCAUAGAACUCAGGAUUUUUGCUAGCACCAACAUCUCCCAGACUUGAGCCUAGUGACUUGUACCUGGUUACCAUACUGUUUUUAUGUAGUUCAUACGAUUAAGGAAUUGCACCAUCUAAAAAUACUUCAGAAAAUUUAUUGAAAAACUCACAUACAAAUGGUGAUUUGGCCCCGAGAGAAGACAGACCAGAAUCAGAUCUUCCAUAUUUCAAAAUAAAACUUUUUCCUAAUACUGCAUCAUGUUUCUAUUCUUCCUUGCAAACAGAGUUAAUAGUCUCUUAAGGAAGGCAACAACAAAUCAAACUCUUACAAAUACAGAAGUGUGAAAAUCCCUGGUAGUUUGUCCUCCCUGGUUACAAUCCCUGGUAGUUUGUCCUCCCUGGUUACUAGAGCAAUGAUUUUGUUCACUCCUUCUGGAUAACUGGUUCCUACUUCUACCCAUGCUUUUCUUCCCCCACCAAUUGAAGCACUUCAGCCCUCUUCUCUCGUAGUAACAGCAUAAAUAAGUUAGACAAAUUUUAAAAUAAAUCUAAACCAAAGCAAAUGUACUUUGCAGUUCUUUCCCAUCUCGUGGUCUUUGUCAAUAGUCUGCCAGUAGAUUCUUCUUUCGGGUGGCAGAAUAACAGAGGUCAGUAUUUGUUAAUUUAAUGGACAAUUUGUCAUUCAGUAUUUUGAGUAGGGAGGAAACUGUCUACAUUUAACAUCUUGGCUUCUCAGUUUUCUGUACCCUAUGCCAAAAUUUAAGUGUUGCAGAGAUGGUUUCAUCACGUUUUUGGAAUUGUUAUCCUUCCUUUUCCAUUUAUUUAGCAUCAGAGCUAUCAGCAAAGUCAGUCCCAACCUUAAGCUUUCACUACAAUCCUGCAACCUUAAAAAUAGAUAUUUAGAGGCACCACGUUUUCUACCCGCAAU